AAAAAAUUUUCGAUCAUUUGUGAAGGAACAGCAUUUCUGGUAACAUGAAGGAUUUAGAAAUCGAAAUUGUUGACAAAAGUGUUAAAAAACUCUAUGGAAAAACCGUAUUUAUUACAGGUGGCACAAGGGGUGUUGGCAAAGAAAUUGCCCUUAAAUUGGCAAGAGAUGGUGCGAAUAUUGUCAUCGUUGCCGAAACCGAUAAACCACACCCUUCAAAGCAAGGAACACUUCAUACCACCAUUCAGGAGGUCGAAGCAGCUGGAGGAAGAGGUUUGGCUAUUUUAAUGGAUAUUCGUCAUGAAAAUCAAGUUAAGCACGCCGUGGAACUAACUGUAAGGACAUUUGGUGGGAUUGAUAUUCUGAUCAAUAAUGCCUCGGCAAUUUCGUUGGCCGAUACUGAAGAAACAGACAUGAACAGUUACGAUUUAAUUAACAGCGUUAAUGCUCGGGGGACGUUUUUAGUGACGAAGAUGUGCCUUCCGCACUUGAAAAAGAGCACUACUCCCCAUGUGCUUUGUAUCGCACCCCCUAUAAAUUUAAGAGGGUUUUGGUUUGCGGGUCGAGUAGCCUACGCCAUUGCCAAAUAUGGCAUGUCAAUGUGUGUAAUGGGAAUGGCUGAAGAAUUUCGGGGUUAUGGCAUUUCAGUUAACGCUCUAUGGCCUCGAGUUGUUAUUGAGAAGGAGAACAUGGUGGAAAAACAAGUCUGCCGUAAACCUACAAUAAUGGGAGAAGCGGCUUACGCCAUUCUUACAAUGGACCCAAGACCAUUUGGAGAAUUUUUCCUUGAUGACCAAGCCUUAGCUCAAGUCGGGAUGCGAAGAUAUGACAGUUAUUGUGUCGAUCCAAGUUUUGUUAACAAGUUGGUACUAAACGCGUUUGUUGACGACAGUGGAACAAUCGUUCAAAAAAAGAUUCGCAAAACAACCGUGGAAAUGGAUAAAUCUGAAACGGCGGAUAAAAUGGAGAAAAUAUUGGAAAAAUUUGAAUCUUUGUUCGAUGAAGCUUUGGUAAAGAAGACGCAGAAAGUCUUUCAAAUAACGGUCACUGGAGAUGAUCACCCGAAGAAAGCAUAUAUUGACCUGAAAAAUGGUAAAGGUGCAUUUAGAAUGGGCGAAUCCCCAGAAACAGCCAACGUUCAUUUAAAAAUGGGACAAGAUGUAUUUUAUGAAUCGUUUGUGAAAGGAUUUAAACCUUCCUACGCUUAUAAGAUGGGGAAACUUGAAGUCGAAGGCGACAAGAAUACCUUACGUUUAUUAGAUAAUCUGAUUGUUAAUUCGGUUGCAAAGUUGUAGGUCAAUUUUGUAUGCAAGCUUUGCUAUUUUAUUUUGAAUAUUGACCAGUGUUUUUAUGUUCUCGAACUAUAAAAUAUCUAUACAGCGCA
Molecule: messenger RNA, 1381 nt
Organism: Photinus pyralis (common eastern firefly)
Lineage: Eukaryota; Metazoa; Arthropoda; Insecta; Coleoptera; Lampyridae
Product: hydroxysteroid dehydrogenase-like protein 2
Exons: 5
Coding region: 45-1292 (415 amino acids)
Source: RefSeq, a predicted model, not a curated record